This is a messenger RNA of Dendrobium catenatum, 3300 nucleotides long. Its product is annotated as receptor protein-tyrosine kinase CEPR1-like. Gene Ontology annotation, biological process: protein phosphorylation. The record is from RefSeq and is a predicted model, not a curated record. NCBI's taxonomy places the organism in Eukaryota, Viridiplantae, Streptophyta, Magnoliopsida, Asparagales, Orchidaceae. Bases 163 to 3102 code for a protein of 979 amino acids. Gene Ontology annotation, molecular function: receptor serine/threonine kinase binding; protein kinase activity; ATP binding. The transcript is spliced from 2 exons.
ACAAUAAUUGAUAUAAAAUAUUAAGAGCUAUGCUUAGCUAAAAAUCAGUCCACGGUAUUUUCAGGCUGUAUAGAGCUUUCUCUUUCCAUUAUGAUUCUCCUAUGGUUCCACUGUAAUCAAUGAUUCUCCAGGCACUAUCCUUCUCAUUCCUCUGCGUAUAUAAUGCCACAGCCGUUGCCCUCCCCCUUCUCUCAAACCAAAAAACCAUCUUCAAACCUCGGAAGAAUAAAAAAGAUGCCUCUCACCUCCAUCUUCUUUUUCUUGUUCCUCCUCCCCUCCUUCCUUCCUCACCUCUCUCACUCCCUCCAAUCCCAAUCCAACUUCCUCUCUCUAAUGCAACAAUCCCUCUCCGGCAUCACUAGCAACUGGAAUUUCACCGCCAGCAACCCCUGUAACUUUUCCGGCAUCACCUGUGAUGAUGACGAGCACCAAAAUAUAGUCCAAAUUGACCUCUCCUCCUCCUCGCUCGCCGGAAAGUUCCCUCCCGGCAUCUGUUCGUUCCUGCCGCUUCUCCGCACCCUUCGUUUAGGCUUCAACAACAUCCUCAACGGCUUCCCAAUUGACCUCCUCAACUGUUCUCACCUAGAAGAGCUCAACCUCACGAGCUCUAGAGUCACUGGAACCAUACCUGAUUUGGCCCGACUCCAAUCUCUUCGUUCUCUUGACCUCUCCAACAACUCCUUCUCCGGAGACUUUCCACUCUCUAUAACAAACCUCACCAAUAUCGAAUUUAUGAACUUUAAUCAAAAUCCAACCUUUAAUGUUUGGAGGCUGCCGGAAGCCAUUACAGGGCUAAAGAAGCUCAGGGUAUUGAUUCUUUCGACAAUUUCCAUGCGAAGGGAUAUACCUCCAUGGAUUGCUAACAUGACCUGGCUCACUGAUCUUGAGCUUAGUGGGAAUUUGCUCGUUGGAAAGAUUCCGGCGACUAUUGGAAGAAUGAAGAAUCUCCAGUUACUGGAGCUGUAUUAUAACCUGCUCGAAGGAGAGAUACCAGAGGAGCUUGGAAACUUAACAGAGCUUGUAGAUAUCGACUUGUCAGUAAAUAAGCUCACCGGAAGAAUACCGCAAAGUCUCUGCCAGCUGCCGAGGCUUGGAGUUCUGCAGCUUUAUAGCAACAGACUCACCGGAGCAAUCCCGCCGGUGCUCGGAAACUCGACGUCGCUUACAAUUCUGUCAGUUUAUCGAAAUUCACUCUCCGGCAAGGUUCCGCCAACUCUCGGCAAGUUCUCUGAGCUGCUUGUACUUGAGCUCUCAGAGAAUCAGUUCUCAGGGGAAUUGCCAAAAGAUACUUGCACUGCAGGCAAGUUGCUUUAUUUCUUAGUGCUUGACAAUCAAUUUUCUGGCGAGCUACCGGAGAAUUACGUGAGGUGCUGGUCUAUGCUGCGUUUUCGAGUAAACAACAACGAGCUGGGCGGUGAAGUACCAAGCUUGCUCUUUGGGCUUCCUUAUGCUUCCAUUAUUGAUCUGAGCUUCAAUCAUUUUCACGGAAACUUUACGAAAUAUAUAGAAAAUGCCAAGAAUUUAUCAGCACUAUUCUUGCAAAACAAUAAGUUUUCUGGCGGGCUGCCGCCGGAGAUCUCAAAAGCCGCCAGUUUGGUGAAGAUAGAUCUCAGCAAUAAUCUUUUCUCAGGUCCAAUUCCCGCUGAAAUAGGGUACUUGAGCAAGAUGAACCAGCUUUCGUUGCAGGGGAACAAGCUUGACUCUGUCAUUCCUGAAUCCCUUUCUUUGCUUAAGUCCCUCAAUAUGCUUAACCUCUCAAAUAAUCUCCUCACAGGGGAGAUACCCAACAGCCUCUGUGAUAUCCUCCCCAGUUCACUGGACCUUUCAAACAACCAGCUUUCUGGUCCAGUUCCUCUCCCUCUUAUCAAAGAUGGACUUAUUGAAGGGGUUUCAGGCAAUCCUCGAUUGUGUGUUCCAAUUUAUCUCAAUCUCACUGAGCCAAUUCUUCCACUGUGUCCACAACCCAGCUUUAGAAAGAGACUGAGCGGCAUAUGGGCCAUUUUAGUUUCUGCAAUUCUGUCAAUUCUCGGGAUUCUCUUGCUGGUUAAGCGCUGGUUGGGCAAGAAGAACACGUUUAUCGAGCGCGAUCAACUUUCAACCGGCUCGUCUUUCCCCUACGACGUCACUAACUUCCACAAGCUAAGGUUUGAUCAGCACGAGAUAGCAGAAGGGUUGAUUCAUAAAAACAUUGUUGGUCAUGGAGGAUCCGGCACCGUCUACAAGAUAGAACUAAGUGAUGGUGAGUCGGUUGCCGUGAAGAAGUUAUGGAGAAAAAUGGCAAAGGAUUCUUCAUCCACCGAAAAGAAGAAUUUUGAAAGGGAGCUGAGGGCAGAGGUGGAGACACUAGGGAGCAUCAGACACAGAAACAUUGUAAAGCUCUACUGCUACUUAUCAAGCUUAGAUACCAGUCUUCUUGUUUAUGAGUACAUGCCUAAUGGAAACCUCUGGGAUGCUCUUCACAAUGCCGGGAACUUCCUGAAUUGGCGUAGCAGGAAUCGGAUUGCACUUGGGGUAGCGCAGGGACUGGCUUACCUUCACCAUGAUCUCUUGCACCCCAUCAUUCAUCGAGAUAUUAAGAGCUCAAACAUACUCCUUGAUGCAGAUUUCGAGCCAAAGGUUGCAGAUUUUGGAAUUUCCAAGGUCUUGCAUGCUGGGAUGAACUACACAGCAUCCACCACUGUGAUUGCUGGCACCCAUGGAUACUUUGCACCAGAAUAUGCCUACUCCACCAAAGCAACUACAAAAUGUGAUGUCUAUAGCUUUGGUGUGGUGCUCAUGGAGCUGAUAACAGGGAAGAAACCGAUCGAAGCUGAAUUUGGGGAGAACAAAGACAUCAUUUACUGGGUUUCAAACAAGAUGAAUACCAGAGAUGGGAUAUUGGGGGUAUUGGAUAAGCGGCUAUCAGCCAGCCCAUUCAAGGAAGAGAUGAUCCAAAUGCUGAGAAUUGCGAUGCGGUGCACCUGUAGCUUGCCAGCCCUUCGGCCAUCCAUGAAUGAGGUUGCCCAGAUCUUGUUAGAGUUAGAAACAUGCAAGUAUGAUGUAAAAAAUGGAUCAUCAAUCAAGCUAAAGGAUUCAGUUCCCAUCACAAAGACUAGUGACUGAAUUUGAGCCAAGAUUGGUGAUCACGAUAGUACCAGGAUCACUUCUUGGCUUAAGAAGCACUUGUUAAAUAUAUUGGUUUGACAUGACAUCUGGGACUUAAAGAGGUCUUUUGGUUCCUCUAAUGUUAUCAUUUCCUUCUUUUUCUUUCUUGUUUUAAGAUUGAAUAAAGCUACUCCCCAAAUCUACACUUUAAAUGAA